AUGCCUCCUCGCAGAAGGCCCCAGCCCUCUGCGGCUAGUCAGCGACGUCCUUCAGAGGCUGGCGCCCAAUCCUCCACAGAUCCUACGAAGCGGAAGCGUCCCUCUCAAUCCAACCCUGUGCCUGAGACUCACCAGCACACUGCGCCUGAGCAGUCCGCUCAAGAUGACCCCAAUGCCCCGAAGUUCAAGCCGCGCGAUCCCUUUGAUGCCCUUUUGGAGCCCUUCUACUACAACAAGGGACUGACGGACCCAAUUGAUACCGCAAAGGACAAAUGGAACCUGCUGCCGGCCUUCCUCAAGGUCAAGGGACUGGUGAAGCAGCACAUCGACUCAUACAACUACUUUGUCGAAGUGCAAAUGAAGAAGAUUGUUGAGUCGAGCUCUACCAUUCGCAGUGACGUGGACCACAACUUCUAUAUCAAAUUCACCGACGUUUAUGUCGCCUCACCUCGACGCGCCGACGAGCAAGCCGAUGGCGGAUUUGACUUUGAGUCAACGAUCACACCCCAAGAAUGCAGGCUGCGAGACACUACAUAUGCUGCGCCUAUUCUUGUCGACUUCGAAUAUGUUCGUGGCCGACAGAGGGUUAUUCGACGAGGUGUUGCCAUCGGAAGAAUUCCUCUCAUGCUCCGCAGCUCCAAGUGUGUGCUAUCAAACAAGACACCCGCUCAGAUGAGCGUACUCAAUGAGUGCCCUCUUGACCCCGGUGGCUACUUCGUCGUCAACGGAACGGAAAAGGUCAUUCUUGUACAAGAGCAGUUGAGCAAGAACAGAAUUAUCGUUGAAACCGAUCCGAAGAAAGAGAUUGUUCAGGCAUCAGUUACCAGUUCUUCUAACGAGCGCAAAUCCAAGAGUUAUAUCGUCUUGAAGAAAGAACGUUUAUAUGUUAAGCACAACGUGCUUAAUGAAGACAUUCCCAUCGCGGUCUUGCUCAAGGCCAUGGGAAUCCACACCGACAAGGAAAUGCUGGAAAUGGUCACCGGUGACGAUCAGCAGUACCAGGAUGACUUCGCGAUUAACUUUGAAGAAGCUAUCAAUGUUGGCGUUUGCACUCAGCAGCAGGCUCUGGAGUGGAUCGGUUGUCGAAUCAAGAUCAACCGCAAGCAGGCAACCUACCGCAAGACGCACGUCCAAGAAGCUGUCGAAGCUAUCGCGUCCGUUAUCAUCUCCCACAUUGAAGUCAAGGAUAUGAACUUCCGGCCUAAGGCUAUUUACGUUGCUCAUAUGGCUCGCCGUGUUCUCAUGGCCAAGAACGAUGCGGCCCUGGUCGAUGACCGUGAUUACCUGGGAAACAAGCGUUUGGAAUUGGCAGGCCAGAUGCUGGCUCUACUCUUCGAGGAUUUGUUCAAGAAAUUCUGCUUCGACAUUAAGAUGAACAUCGACAAAGUUCUGAACAAGCGCAAUCGAGCUGAAAAGUUCGAUGCUUAUACUAUUGUGUCUAUGCACGGAAAUCAUAUUACCCAGGGUAUGAACCGAGCAAUUUCCACUGGAAACUGGAGCUUGAAGCGUUUCCGUAUGGAGCGUGCAGGUGUCACCCACGUGUUGAGUCGCUUGAGUUACAUUGCAGCGCUUGGUAUGAUGACCCGUAUCAGUUCGCAGUUCGAAAAGACAAGAAAAGUUUCUGGUCCUCGUGCUUUGCAGCCAUCUAAUUUCGGUAUGCUGUGCCCUGCCGAUACACCCGAAGGUGAAGCCUGUGGUCUGGUCAAAAAUUUGGCUCUCAUGACACAUAUCACAACCAACGAUGAAGAAGGACCAGUGCGAAACCUGAUGUUCAUGCUGGGCAUUGAAGAAAUCUCCAGUGUUGGUGGAAAACAACUUUACACUCGUGGAGCCUACACUAUCUCCAUCAACGGUACACCGACUGGAUUGACGAGACGUCCCAAGUCUUUCCUCAACGCUUUCCGAAGGCUGCGUCGUAUGGGACGAGUCUCCGAGUUCGUCAGUAUCUACAUCAAUCACCACCAGCGAGCCGUUCACGUCGCGACCGAUGAUGGCCGAAUCUGCAGACCGUUGAUCAUCGUUGAGAAUAGUAAGCCACUUGUCACAGCCGCCCACCUCGAGAAGCUGCGUGAUGGAAAGAUGGAGUUCGAUGACUUCCUGGCUCAAGGUCUUGUGGAAUAUCUUGAUGUAAACGAAGAGAACGACUCCUACAUCGCAAUUUACGAGAAGGACAUCUCUAACACGCACACACAUCUUGAAAUUGAGCCUUUCACAGUCCUUGGUGCUGUCGCAGGCCUCAUUCCCUACCCUCACCACAACCAAUCUCCCCGUAACACAUAUCAAUGUGCUAUGGGUAAGCAAGCUAUUGGCGCAAUUGCUUCCAAUCAGUUCCAGAGAAUUGAUUCCAUUCUCUAUCUCAUGGUCUACCCCCAGAAGCCAAUGGUCAAGUCCCGAACCAUUGAAUUGACAAAGUACGACCAACUGCCUGCGGGUCAGAACGCAACCGUUGCAGUCAUGAGUUACUCCGGUUAUGAUAUUGAGGAUGCUCUGGUCUUGAAUAAGGGCUCCGUGGACCGUGGCUUCGGACGUUGCCAGGUCUUCCGCAAGUACGUCACUACCCUGAAGUCUUAUCCCAGCGGAGCAAAGGAUGUACUGCAGGGCCCCGAAUACGAAAACGAUGCUCCCAUCCGCAAGCACGCAAUUCUCGAGUCUGAUGGCCUGGCCGCGGUCGGCGAGUUGAUGAGCUCCGGCGAAACCUACAUUCGGAAGGCCUCCCCCAGAGUUCAGAACUCAUCUGGCAUCCCGGGUGGUGAUAUGGGCGGCGGUGGAACCAUUGAUGCCUCUAUGACAUAUAAGCUUCCCGACCCUGCAUACGUAGACAAGGUUCUUGUCUCGGCCACAGAGGGUGAGACUCAACUGAUUAAGGUUCUGACCCGACAAACACGUCGCCCAGAAGUCGGUGACAAGUUCUCCUCCCGUCACGGACAGAAGGGUGUUGUGGGUAUUAUUGCGGAUCAAGCCGACAUGCCAUUCUCGGACUCUGGAAUCAACCCUGAUAUUAUCAUGAACCCCCACGGUUUCCCCUCUCGAAUGACAGUCGGAAAAAUGUUGGAGCUUGUCGCCGGAAAGGCGGGUGUUCUUUCUGGCCAGCACGGCUAUGGUACCUGUUUCGGUGGCAGUCCCGUCGAAGAGAUGUCUCAGAUCCUCAUUGACAAGGGCUUCAGCUACGGCGGAAAAGACUACCUCACUUCCGGUAUCACCGGUGAGGCGCUCCCUUUCUACGUCUUCACUGGACCUAUCUACUACCAAAAGUUGAAGCACAUGGUUCAAGAUAAGAUGCACUCCCGUGCAAAGGGUCCAACUGCUACCUUAACCCGUCAACCCACGGAAGGUCGUUCUCGCAACGGAGGUUUGCGUCUCGGAGAGAUGGAGCGUGAUUGUUUGAUUGCGUACGGUACCAGUCAGUUGCUACUUGAGCGUCUGAUGAUUUCCUCUGAUCGCCACGAGGUGGAUGUUUGCGAGCAGUGCGGUUUCAUGGGGUACCUGAACUGGUGUCCUGGAUGCAAGUCUUCGCGCUCUGUUGUCAAAAUGGUCAUUCCUUACGCAGCCAAGCUUCUCAUUCAAGAAAUGAUGAGUAUGAACGUCACGGCUCGUUUGAAGCUCGACGACGAAUUCCCUGAGAUGAAGGGUCGUUGA
Penicillium salamii is the source of this 3636-nucleotide messenger RNA. The record is from the annotation of a GenBank genome assembly. NCBI's taxonomy places the organism in Eukaryota, Fungi, Ascomycota, Eurotiomycetes, Eurotiales, Aspergillaceae.